UUGGCUCAAUGGGACGCUCUGGUCUUGUCGCGUCGCGUUGCUCACUGUAGACACGGGGGCGCUCGCUGGCAGCGCGUCUCAUUCUGUCGCUCUCUUGACUGGAGCGCUUCACACAAACUGUCAGUGUCCAGUGAGUUGGACUCCGCGGCACUGCUGCUCGUCUUCGGCCGCUGCGCUCUCACUGUCCUCUGGGAAAGUAGUGGAAGUCGUUGGGUCUUAUUCGCGUACCCUACCUUACAGGUUGAGUUCGUACAGAAAGCUGCGCUCUGACGGACUAUUCCCCCCUGUGCGGACUGUAGAGAUAUUUGGAAUACUACACGUCAUAUAUUUCAAAAAACUCUCUGACUCUUUGCUUCUUCUCACCUACAUGAUCAGGAGGAAUAUUGUGGCACUUUAUUUGAUUUCCGUGGCAGAUGCCCAGCGCCCUAUGCUCCUGCCCCAGCAGUUCUGAGCAGAGUCCCCUGGACCCCCAUGGCUCCCCCCGUGGAGGGAACGCCCCUGGCCCGCUACCUCGUCCUGCUGCACAGCCUGCUGCUGCUGUUGCCCAGAGGAGUGCCCUGCCGGGGGGCCACACGGGCCCCGGAGUCCCCCUGCCAUAGAGCUGAACACCCACUCAUCUCUCACACAGAAAUCGAGCCUUGGAUCCACCGAUUCAGAGCUGAGGGCACCGUUGAUUAUUCGCAGCUGACCUUUGACCCCGGCCAGAACGAACUAAUCGUGGGUGCAAGAAAUCAUCUCUUCAGGCUACAUUUGGAGGAUCUUUCAUUGAUCCAGGAGGCAGAAUGGCAUUGCGAUGAGUUUACCAAAGGAGCCUGUUUCAGUCGAGGCAAAUCAGAGGAGGAGUGCCAGAAUUACAUCCGUGUUCUACUUGUCAACGGCGACAGGCUGUUUACAUGCGGGACAAAUGCAUUCACUCCAAUUUGCACCAACCGCACGCUGACUAACCUGACCGAGGUCCAUGAUCAAAUCAGUGGGAUGGCACGGUGCCCCUAUAACCCUCUGCAUAAUUCCACUGCCCUCAUCACUUCCAGUGGGGAGCUUUAUGCCGCCACAGCCAUGGACUUUUCCGGCAGGGACCCGGCAAUCUACAGAAGCCUGGGAGGACUUCCACCUCUGCGUACUGCUCAAUACAACUCCAAAUGGCUCAAUGAGCCCAACUUCGUUUCCUCCUAUGACAUCAGCAACUUCACCUACUUCUUCUUCCGUGAGAACGCCGUGGAGCACGACUGCGGCCGGACGGUGUUCUCUCGCACCGCCCGCGUCUGCAAGAACGACAUCGGGGGCCGUUUUCUGCUGGAGGACACCUGGACCACCUUUAUGAAGGCCAGGCUUAAUUGCUCACGGCCGGGCGAGAUUCCAUUCAACUACAACGAACUGCAAGGAACCUUUUUCCUGCCGGAGCUCGAGCUUCUCUAUGGGAUUUUCACUACUAAUGUCAACAGCAUUGCCGCAUCAGCAGUGUGCGCAUUCAAUCUGAGCGCUAUUACCCAAGUGUUCAGUGGGCCUUUCAAGUACCAGGAGAACUCACGCUCCGCUUGGCUGCCCUACCCCAAUCCCAACCCUGACUUUCAGUGUGGCACUAUAGAUUACGGCUCCUAUGUGAACUUAACGGAGAGGAAUUUGCAGGACGCCCAGAAGUUCAUUCUGAUGCACGAGGUGGUGCAGCCCGUCGUUCCUGUGCCAUACUUCAUGGAGGACAAUGUGCGCUUCUCCCAUGUGGCUGUGGAUGUAGUGCAGGGCAAAGACAUGCUCUAUCACAUCAUUUAUCUAGCAACAGAUUACGGCACUAUUAAGAAGGUGCUCUCUCCACUGAACCAGACCACGGGCAGCUGUUUGCUGGAUGAGAUCGAGCUUUUCCCCCCAAAGAAGAGGCAGCCAAUCCGCAGCCUGCUCAUACUUCACAGCCGCAGUGAGCUAUUUGUGGGAGUCAGAGACCAGGUCAUCAAAAUCCCCCUGAUGCGCUGCAACUUCCACAAGUCUAGAGAUGCCUGUGUGGGGGCCAGGGAUCCGUACUGCGGCUGGGAUCUGGUGCUCAAGAAAUGCACCACCCUGGAAGAAAGCGUGAGCAUGAGCCAAUGGGAGCAGAGCAUCACACGGUGUCCUGUGAGGAAUGUUACUGUGGAUGGUCAUUUUGGAGCCUGGUCAGGAUGGAAAGCUUGCAGUCAUAGUGAUGGCGGCAGUGUUGGGUCAUGCCAGUGUCGCACUCGAGCGUGUGACAGCCCGAGCCCUCAGUGUGGAGGGCAGCCAUGCCAAGGAAUCAGUGUUGAGGUGGCAAACUGCUCCAGAAACGGGGCAUGGACGCCAUGGACGGCAUGGGCUCCUUGCAGCACCAGCUGUGGGAUCGGUUUCCAGGUCCGACAGCGUUCCUGCAGCAACCCCACUCCCCGCCAUGGGGGACGCGUUUGUGUGGGCCAGAAUCGUGAAGAGAGAUACUGCAAUGAGCACCUGCCCUGCCCCCCACAUGUCUAUUGGUCAGCAUGGUCUCCAUGGGAGCGCUGCACAGUUCCAUGCGGCGGUGGGAUCCAGUCGCGACGACGAAUGUGUGAGAACGGAAACGAAUGCCCUGGAUGCAGCGUUGAAUUCCAGUCCUGUAAUACCCUCCCUUGCCCAGAUCUAAAGAAGACCACUCCCUGGACCCCUUGGACGCCGGUGAAUAUCUCAGACAAUGGAGGCCACUACGAGCAGCGGUUCAGGUACACCUGUAAGGCGAGGGUCCCUGAGCCCAGCCUGCUGGAAGUAGGGAGACAGCGGAUUGAGAUGAGGUAUUGCUCCAGCGACGGAUCCACGGGAUGCUCCACAGACGGAGAUUUGCUGCGUUCUGGACGCAUCUCUGGAUUGACCGUAAAUGGAGGCUGGUCCGCCUGGGGGACUUGGAGCCAAUGUAGUCGGGAUUGCAGCUCGGGGGUCCGAAACCGCAAGCGCACCUGCUCCAACCCCAAACCCAAAUAUGGAGGAAUCACCUGCCUGGGGCCUGCCCAGGAGUAUCAGGAGUGCAAUACUACACCAUGUCCAGUGGAUGGGAGCUGGUCGUGCUGGUCACCUUGGUCUAAAUGCUCAGUGACAUGCGGAGGAGGCCACUACAUGCGCACACGCACCUGUAACAACCCUCCACCUGCCUACGGAGGUGACAUCUGCCUGGGUUUGCAUACUGAAGAGGCCCUCUGCAACAUCCAACCCUGCCCAGAGAGCUGGUCUGAUUGGUCCGAAUGGUCCCCCUGUGACUCAUCAGGGUCUCAGGUUCGCCUGCGGCACUGUGACGUCCUGUUUCCCACCGGCAACCAGUGUUCAGGCAACAGCAGUGAAACUCGUGCCUGUCUACCCAUCUCCAACUUCAUCCCAGAAACGUCUGUUGCACAUUCAAGUCGGGAGGAAAGAUGGUGUGGAGACUUCAAUGUGUUCCACAUGAUCGCCGUGGGCCUCAGCAGCUCCAUACUCGGCUGUCUGGUGACCCUACUGGUGUACACUUACUGUCAGAGAUACCAGCAGCAGUCCCAUGAUGCCACAGUCAUCCACCCCAUCUCUGCCGCCCCACUCAACACCAGCAUCACCAACCACAUCAACAAACUGGACAAGUACGACUCAGUCGAAGCCAUUAAGGCUUUCAAUAAGAAUAACUUGAUCCUGGAGGAAAGAAAUAAGUAUUUCAACCCUCAGCUAGCAGGAAAAACAUAUACCAACGCAUACUUCACUGACGUCAACACUUAUGACGACUUUUAAAAAUGGAUCUGUGAUCCCAGUCAUAUUCACCACAUGAACUUCAGCACCUAGUGAUUUGAUUACUUGCCUCUUUUUCUGCGUGGGUUACCCAGAUAAAUAAAAAGACAUUUUACGUGGGACCAUUUAACCAUCAAACGCCAAUAAAGCUGUACAGAACCAUUCUCACAGUUAACAAGGACAUCAUGCUCUCCAGUUGUGCGGACAUCGUUAAAUGAAAUGGGACUAUGACGAUUUGAUUCAACCAAGAUGCUGACAAACUCUGGCUGCAGAGAUGGCACAUGGAUGCUUUGCAUGAUUCUCAUCUGAUGUGUUUUGCUUUAUCGUUGCUUCAUUUAUUUGCAUGGUUGGUCGCAUUCCAGUGUUAGUGGGCGGGGCCUGCAUCCUAAAUGGGUGGAGCCUUCUUGGACUGCUUUGUUUCCUGUGCCGAAUCAGAAGCCCCUGUGCCUCACUGAGGACCUACAGUGGUCUCCAGUUCAUCUGCCUGCCCUAUCACUGGGUUUUGCCGCAACAGACAAACACAAUCCAUAUGUAGAUACCACGGUCUCUGAAAAAUGUGUUUAUGUAUCUCUCAAUAUGGGGCACUUGUUAGUUGAGCUCUUAGUGGUGGGAAUCUCUGUGUUUUUGUUGUAAAAUACACUUUUCAUGACACAUAUGUCAGUGUAGCUUUUAUAGAUGAGUCUAUUCUGAGAAAAAAAAAGUAAGUAGGUUUCAAAGUAAGUCAUCAAAACAAGACUUGUCAUAUUAACAUUCGUCGUUAUGUGGUUUAAGGUCUGCAGAAAAGAGAGAAUGUGAAACACUACAGGACCUUUUUAUGAAAAACAUUGAUCAUUUGAAUAUUAUCGACAUGUUUCUAUUUGUUUAGUUGUUUAAUAGUUCAAAAUUUCAUGAGAAAACAAGUAUAAUCUGUAAAAACAAACUGCUUUUUAGCACAGAGUACUGCUUUAUCUGCUCUUCUUUCAUUUUUAAAUAUUUGAAUUCACUUAUAAACUUAACCAUCCAUCCAUUAUGGAGAGGUGCUUGGGAAUCCACUUUUUCAAUUUCUACUAAUUCUUUUCUACUUGUAAAACUUUGUUUGCUUGUUUUAUGUGCAUAAAUUAAAAUUGCUUCAUAUAC
Molecule: messenger RNA, 4830 nt
Organism: Carassius auratus (goldfish)
Lineage: Eukaryota; Metazoa; Chordata; Actinopteri; Cypriniformes; Cyprinidae
Gene: sema5a
Product: sema domain, seven thrombospondin repeats (type 1 and type 1-like), transmembrane domain (TM) and short cytoplasmic domain, (semaphorin) 5A
Exons: 22
Coding region: 472-3717 (1081 amino acids)
Biological process (GO): semaphorin-plexin signaling pathway; neural crest cell migration; axon guidance
Cellular component (GO): plasma membrane
Molecular function (GO): semaphorin receptor binding; chemorepellent activity
Source: RefSeq, a predicted model, not a curated record